Messenger RNA from Ceutorhynchus assimilis (cabbage seed weevil), 1900 nucleotides. NCBI's taxonomy places the organism in Eukaryota, Metazoa, Arthropoda, Insecta, Coleoptera, Curculionidae. The record is from the annotation of a GenBank genome assembly.
GCAAUUAUUAACAAAAAAAAAUAAAAUGUUUUUUGAUUUGCCUCUAAUAGUGAGUGUGCCUGGAUCUGUGAUUUUCCUUAUAGUGUUUUUGAUAGUGAAAUCACUGUUCGAUAAGAGGCAUAUUUUCAGGUUUGCCAGAGAUUAUCCCGGACACAAGUUUUAUCCCGUCAUUGGAAAUGGAUUUCACGUUAUUGGAAAAAAUUUUUUCGUUGCUGUCCAAGAUGUAAUCCACAAAUUUGGACAUCCUUGUAACUUAUGGCUUGGACAUGAGUAUAACUAUAUUACUGCGGACGCUGCCGAAGUCAAAGCGGUCUUAAACCAUCCCAAUACGUUUGAUAAAAUGAGUUUUUACGAUACUUUAAAGAUUGCGUUUAGACAUUCGAUACUUUUGGCUCCAGAUGAUAUUUGGAAAGGACGUAGGAGGUAUUUUGCCAAAAGCUUCAGUCAGCCUUUGCUCAAUACUUUUGUGCAUUUUUUUUACAAAAAGAGUGUUAUUCUGUUGGAUAUAUUGAAGGAUGCGGGUGAUAGGGAUGUUUUCGAAAUAUUUGAGCGGUAUACAUUCGAUAGCUUUUGUGAAAGUAUUAUUGGUUUCGACUAUGAUCUACAAGUGAAUCCUAAAAUAAAUUUAGUAGAAUGCAUAAGCGAGCUUCAAGCUAUGGGCGGAAAACGUAUGAUUACAAACUUUUAUUACCCAAUGUAUUUGUGGAUCUUUUCAAAAGAAGGCAGAAGAGCGUGGAAAUUGCUAAAAGAAGCCAGAUCAAUUGUGUAUAAAAUUUGCCAAGAAAAACGAAAAAUAUUUGCUGAAAACUCAGUUUGUUUGGAUAGCAAUUUACCUUUGCCCCUGCUGGACUCCAUGUUACAGUCUACGGGAGAGAAAUUCAGUGAUAAACUAAUCUUUGAGGAAAUGUUUUUGUUCACCACAGCAGCUACUGAUACUUCUGGUUACACCCUCACCUACUUUUUCACUAUGCUAGGAAUGCAUCCUCAAGUUCAGGAAAAAGUCUAUCAAGAAGUUAUGUCAGUUGUUGGCUGUGAUCGGCACAUAUAUUUUGAAGAUUUACCCUAUUUAAAAUACACUGAACGAGCCAUUUUGGAAACUAUGAGAAUUUUGCCUGUGACACCUUUUCUGGGUAGGAAAGCUAGUGCAGAUACAGAUAUUGGCACAAAACUAAUUCCUGAGGGUACCAACAUAUUUGUCAGCGUUUUCGAUUUGCAUCGUAAUGAAAAAUACUGGCCUGAACCAUUAAAAUACGAUCCAGAUAGAUUUUUACCUGAUGAGGUAGCUAAGAGAGAACCAUAUGCUUUUAUACCAUUUUCUGGAGGACCAAGAAAUUGCAUUGGUAAGACUUAUGCACUUAUGUUAAUGAAAACCUGCGCAGCCAAUGUGGUAAGAAACUAUGAAAUUUCAUCGCCCUACAAAUCUGUGACCGAUUUGAGGCUGAAAUCCUGCGUCACCAUGAAAACUAUACAUCCGUUGGAAUGUAAUUUUAAACCAAGAAUGCACGACUAGAAAGAGGAGAUAAAAAAACAAUAUUUAAGUAACAUUUUGUUUUUAAAAGAAUUACGAUUUUUUUAUACAGUAUUAUGAAAUGAUAUUUUACAAGGCUUAUUUUUUUUGCCAAUUGUACUGGGUGACAAGGCACAAAGUACCAUUCCUUGUAACUUAUUUAUGUACGAUCAAAAAUAAAAAAGUUACAGGGGGUGGUACUUUAUAGCUUGACACCCUGUACACUCUUGAUUUCAGUGUUCAACUGAAUUAGGGUGUUGAGCGGCUUCCUGUAAUCUUUGAGCUUCUCGUUCAGCUCCAAUUCUAGCGUGUUCGUCGGCAAUUUUCUGGAAAAGCGUGUAGUGUUUGUUUUUAGCAAAUUGCACUGCUUGGGAGUCUCUCGGAACACUUGCA